AUGGCGUCUCAGUUGCCCGCGUACAAGCAGGACUUCCUCAAGGCCGCCAUUGCUGGGGGCGUUCUCAAGUUCGGCAGCUUCGAGCUCAAGUCGAAGAGGUUAUCGCCCUACUUCUUCAACGCCGGCGAGUUUCACACCGCGCGCCUCGCCGGAGCCAUCUCCUCGGCCUUUGCCCAGACCAUCAUCGACGCGCAGCACAAGGGCGGCCUCGAGUUUGACGUAGUGUUCGGGCCUGCGUACAAGGGAAUCCCUCUCUGCUCUGCCAUCACCAUCAAGAUAGGCGAGCUGGACCCCGCGCAGCUCGACAGAAUCUCCUACUCGUUUGACCGCAAGGAAGCCAAGGACCACGGCGAGGGCGGCAAUAUCGUCGGAGCGCCCCUCAAGGGCAAGAGAGUUCUCAUUGUCGACGACGUCAUCACCGCCGGGACCGCCAAGAGAGACGCCAUCGAAAAGAUUCGUAACGAGGGCGGCAUCGUGGCGGGUAUCGUCGUGGCCCUAGAUCGCAUGGAGAAGCUCCCUGCAGCAGACGGCGACGACACCAAGCCUGGCCCCAGCGCCAUUGGCGAACUCAGACGGGAGUACGGCAUUCCGAUACUCGCAAUACUGACGUUAGACGACAUCAUUCAAGGCAUGAAGAGCUUUGCUUCCGCCGACGACGUGAGGCGGACCGAAGAGUAUCGGCAGAAAUACAAGGCUACGGACUAG
Molecule: messenger RNA, 705 nt
Organism: Hirsutella rhossiliensis
Lineage: Eukaryota; Fungi; Ascomycota; Sordariomycetes; Hypocreales; Ophiocordycipitaceae
Product: phosphoribosyl transferase domain-containing protein
Exons: 1
Coding region: 1-705 (234 amino acids)
Biological process (GO): pyrimidine ribonucleoside biosynthetic process; 'de novo' pyrimidine nucleobase biosynthetic process; pyrimidine nucleotide biosynthetic process
Cellular component (GO): cytoplasm
Molecular function (GO): orotate phosphoribosyltransferase activity
Source: RefSeq, a predicted model, not a curated record